Molecule: messenger RNA, 2121 nt
Organism: Neurospora tetrasperma FGSC 2508
Lineage: Eukaryota; Fungi; Ascomycota; Sordariomycetes; Sordariales; Sordariaceae
Exons: 1
Coding region: 1-2121 (706 amino acids)
Biological process (GO): pseudouridine synthesis; box H/ACA snoRNP assembly; ribosome biogenesis
Cellular component (GO): sno(s)RNA-containing ribonucleoprotein complex
Molecular function (GO): RNA binding
Source: RefSeq, a predicted model, not a curated record
AUGUCUGAACACCCCUUCCAGAUUCCAGGCCUUGGCCAGGCAAGGCCAAACGAGCAGCUCCCCGCUGACAACUUUGCACCUGAUCUUCUUGUCGCUGCCGCUAGCAUCGUCGGACAGGACGUCCUGGCAGUGAACUCUGCUGACCCUGCGCAAUUGCUUGGAUUGCCCAAGCCAAAGACCGAAGAGAAGAAGGAUGAGAACGCUAUGGAUGUUGAUUCCAAGCAAUCAGACAGCACGCCUGCAAAGGCACAGGAAGACGUCAGCAUGACGAAUCACGGCGACAACAAGCAACAAACUGCCACCGAGAAUCCCACUGCUUCCAACCUCGACUCUCCUCCGAGCCCCGACGUCACUUCUACACUCGAAGCCGCCCUCAAUGGUAUGCUGGAUGCUCCCACCAGUUCGGCAAACAUGACCAACGGCGAUCAAGACGGUGCUCAAGAGGAGGAACACCCUGAGUGGGAAGAGGAUUCGUCGCCAUACGAAUCUUCCUCGGAGUCGAGCUCCGACAGCUCAUCCGAUGAUGAUUCGGAUGACGAAGAUGCGCACCCCGUGUUGGGCGUGGAGGAAACAGUCAGGAUGCUCAUGGCCGGCCUUGACGAGGAAGACGAGGAUGGACCCAACAAAGGAAAAGGAGCUGGCGCGCCAUUGCGGACCAAGAACGAGAUCGUCGAGGAGAUCAUUCCCAAGCCCGAGGUGGUCAUCACCCCCGAAAUGAAGAUUGAGCCUCUGGCUCACGUCGAGUUUAUCGUUGAGAAUACCGUGGUCAUGAAGUCUAGAGUCCCCGGCGAGGUCAAGGUGCUUGACUUGGGUUCGGUUCUUUGCAAGGAAGACAGGACGGUCAUCGGCGCCUUGGCUGAAAUCAUCGGCAAUGUCAAAAGCCCGCUGUACACUUGCGCUUUUGCCAACCAGGACGAGAUCAAGGAGCUUGGCCUGGAGGUCGGCACACAGAUCUUCUACUCCGUUGAACACGCCAACUACGUCUUCACCCAGGAGCUCAAAAAACAAAAGGGCACCGAUGCCAGCAAUCUCCACGACGAAGAAGUCGCUGCUGACGAAAUGGAAUUUUCUGACGACGAGAAGGAGGCCGAAUACAAGAAGCAGCUAAAGAUGAAGAAGCGUGGUGGAAAGGCUGGACGCGGGGGUCUGCGUGAGCAGGUUCUUCGUGACCAGUCUUACGCCCCGAGCACUGCGUAUGCUCCCUCAGCAUCCAGUGCCACCCUCGACCACAGUCCCACAGUAUCCAGCGCUACGCUUAACUACGACGAGGAUGACGAUGGUCCCUACAGGCCUCUCGCUAGGCCCGUAGGCUUUGGUCAGGGAGGGCCGCCCUCACUGCCACCGAAGCCUGAGGUCGGAUUCAACGCGGCACAUGGUGGUCAGGGUCAGCGGGGUGGCUUCAGCCGUGGAAACCGGGGUGAAUUCCGCGGACGUGGCCAGCGCGGAGGAUACCGUGGUGCUGAUCGGAAGCCUGGUGGCCACCGUGGUGGACGUGGUGGUGCUGCCGCCCCGUCCUAUGGAGGCUACGAGAGCACUUCGGCACCUCCUCCAUUCCCCAACCCACAGCUGCCUCCUCCUAUUCCCCCGAAUGCUCAAAUCCCCCCGCCUCCCUUCGGCGCAACCCCAGGAGCAGCACCCCCGAUGCCCGGUGGCCAUUGGCCUCAUAUCCCGAUUCCAUUCCCACCGCCCCCUAUUUCCUUCCCCCGGCCCUCGACCCAAUCACCUGUUCCUCCCCCUCAGCUUGCAGGAGCUUUCAACUUUAACUUUCAGGCGUGGAAUCAGGCUCAGGGCCAACCGUAUCAAUACCCACAACAGUCCUCGUCAUCAUCUGUUUCCGCGCCCCAGCAACAAUCGUCAACUCCCAGCUACCCUCAUCAGGCACCGGCCGUCCCGCCUGUGUGGUCUGGCGUCCCGCCCCCACCCCCUAUCUCUGGCGCAUACGUAAACCCGAACUUCUUCCAACAGCUGCAGGCCCAGCAUGCCCAACAGCCCCAACAGCCCCAACAGCCCCAACAGUCUCAACAACCUCAGCAACAGCAGCAACAGCAGCAGCAGCAGCAGCAGCAGCAGCAGCAGCAGUAUUGGGGACAGCACAACGCAUACGGUCAGGCUCCUAAGUAG